Musa acuminata subsp. malaccensis (wild Malaysian banana) is the source of this 2502-nucleotide messenger RNA. The record is from RefSeq and is a predicted model, not a curated record. Lineage: Eukaryota; Viridiplantae; Streptophyta; Magnoliopsida; Zingiberales; Musaceae.
GAUAUCUGUAUCUUGAUUCUUGGAUAUCUUUUAGUUGCCGUAGCAAUUUCUUCUUGCGUUUGUUGCUGCUUUUGGUGAAUCUUGAAUCUUCUGUUCUGCGCUUGUUGGUCGUGAUGAAUUUGGAUUAGAUGGAAGAUGAAGAUGCUCCUUUUCGUGUCGAAGAAGAACAGAACGAUUCCUUUGAACACCAAGAUAGAAAGAUCUAUCCACGAUGGCCUUUGGGUUCUAAUUCUGCUCUAAUGUUACCAUCAUCGUUUUUCUUUUUUUUUGAUGUCCUGUUUGAUGUCUUUUACUAAAAGAAUUGAUUUGAUGGUUGAAUUUGAAUCCUCGGAGCUGUGUUAUGCUACAUGCUGAUCUGUAUUUCCAUCCAUGUCCUUACCUGCUAUAUCUGGUUUGCUUAUGGCCUUAAAACAACCAUAGUGCAUGCAUUCUUUUCUCCCAAUCAGUGUUUAUUGGGGAAUAUGAUUUCUCUGGAUUUUUGUUUAUUAUUAGCUCUACAUAUCAGAAAUUUAAUCUUUAUUUAUAGUCUUUUCAUCGAUUUCAGAAAUUUUUUGAAGGUUUCUCCUUCCAUUUGGGCUCUGGAAGUCGUAAAGCAGGGCCCUAUCUUGCCUAACUUUGCUAUGGCAUUGGUUAUUAGUGUUUUCGCUGUGGCAUGGAUGGUUCCAAGGGUAGAAGGACCGCUACCGGAAUAAGUUUUUCCAGAGGUGGUUGCAUUAUUACUCUUAGAGAACAAAACUACCAUGAUAGAAGUAUCCGAUGCUGUAGCCGGUUGGGAUGUAGUGCUAGUCUCUAUGCCAUGAAAGGCACCCAGGUAGGAAAACAGGACAGAGCUUCCUUCCACUCAGGACCGUGUCAAUCGUUAUCUGCUAAUGGUUUUAGAAAGCCUCAACGAGGACAAAGAUCCAGUUGUUCUCGUGAAGAAGCAAAUGUUGCAGAAAGCCGUAAUACCCGAAGAGAUAGUGAUAAACCCAAAAGUGGUAGAAGAUUCACAGGUAUAAAAGAUUCAGACUCCAACCGAAGUGUAGAGAAUAAAAAAGACUUGCACUCUGUCCCUUUAAGUCCAUUAGUUGGAUCUGCAAAGCUUCGCUGCUCAUCAGAUAGUGCAACUGGAGGAGUGGGGUCCAGCAGGAUGAAAUUGAGAGCAAUAACAUCUAAGGAAGCCGCUAGACAGCCUAGAUAUCGUUAUAUAGAAAAUUCGAGUGCAUCUGGUUGCACCAGCAUGAGUCAUGGGGAUGCUUCACAUGAUAUGGCAUCCAGGUCAGAGGUCUUUGGUGUGGAAAAUCCUAGAGGAACAGACAUAUCCAAUGUUCUUGCACCAGAGUGUAGCUCUGCUGAUUCCAGAAGUAGCAGAGCAGAUAAUAAUUUAAGAAUGAGAUCCCUCAAAAGGGGAAGUUCAUCUUUCAGAGGCAGAGGCCGAAUCCCAUCCUCAAAUGGAUCAAAUCCAGGUACUUCAGACCUGAGUGUAUCUCUUCCGGAGCAUUUAAUAUCUUAUCAAGCUACAAGAGGAUCCAGAAACCAAUCUACCAAUAAGGUUGUUGUCUCAGUCAGAACAAGGCAGCCACCUAGGGGUGAUACUAGAAUAAGACCAGUAGGACAAGUAGCUGAGUCCAUUUUGGCACCAAUGCCUCUAACUGUUACCCAACAGUCACAAUGUGAAUCAGGAGCUAUUCCUCAAAGUUCAUCGAGAUCAUCUGCAGAUUUUCAUCAUUUUUACCAGAAUAUACAUGGAGAUCCUGGAACCAGCCCUCAGAUUGCUCCUAGGAGACAAAUUCAUGAAUCUGCAGCCAAUCGCCUGCAUAUAUUUGAUGCUCUUUUACAAGAUAGAGAUGGCUAUCCACACUUAAACAUGGAAGGAGUUGCUGAGGUGUUAUUGGCACUUGAGAGGAUUGAACAAGAUGAAGGGUUAACACACGAGCAAUUAUUGGCCCUUGGCAAUCAUUUAUCUUUGGAUAGCCGAAGUUUCCAUGACCAGUACAGAGACAUGAGAAUGGACAUAGAUAAUAUGUCAUAUGAGGACUUGUUAGCCCUGGAAGAGAAGAUGGGUACUGUGAGCACAGCUCUCACAGAGGAAGCUUUAUCAAGGUGCUUGAAGAGAAGUCCCUACAUGUCUGCCUCUUUGAUCUCUGGGAUCUCUGGACGUGACGAGGAUGAAGUCAAAUGCAGCAUAUGCCAGGAGGAAUUUGUCAUGGAAGACGAGGUGGGGGAGUUGGUGUGCAAGCAUACGUACCAUGCAGCAUGCAUCCGCCGAUGGCUUCAGCUAAAGAACUGGUGCCCUAUCUGCAAAGCCUCCCUCUUGUAAUAAAGCCUGCCCUCAAGAAAAGAUGUGGUAUUUAUUCUUAUGCAUUGGCCAAUGAAAGCUUGCAUUUCUUCAGCUUUCAAUGGGGACACAAUAAACCUUGUGUGUGUGUGUUAUGGCCUUCAUCACGAAUGCGUUCCUUUCUUGGUUGGCUGGAAAACCAUACUUACCGAAACAGAGUAUAUUGCAACUUUCUUUUUUUAUAA